AUGCAGGUGUACAAGUCGCGGAAGAUCGGCAGCAUCCUGGCCGUGGACCGCCUGUGCCUGGGCGUGCGCCCCGGCGAGUGCUUCGGCCUCCUGGGCGUCAACGGCGCCGGCAAGACCUGCACCUUCAAGAUGCUCACGGGCGAUGAGAGCACCACGGGCGGCGAGGCGUUCCUCAAGGUCAACAGGCACAGGCGGCGGAGGCUGGCUGCGCCCAUGCUCACGGCCUGCGCCCACAGCAUCCUCAAGGAGCCGCUGGAGGUGCAGCAGAGCCUGGGCUACUGCCCGCAGUUCGACGCCCUGUUCGACGAGCUCACGGCCCGCGAGCACCUGCAGCUCUACACGCGGCUGCGCGGCAUCCCCUGGAAGGACGAGGCCCAGGUGGUGAAGUGGGCACUGGACAAGCUGGAGCUGACCAAGUACGCGGACAAGCCGGCCGGCACCUACAGCGGCGGCAACAAGCGGAAGCUGUCCACGGCCAUCGCCCUCAUCGGGUACCCGGCCUUCGUCUUCCUGGACGAGCCCACCACGGGCAUGGACCCCAAGGCCAGGCGCUUCCUCUGGAACCUCAUCCUGGACCUCAUCAAGACGGGGCGCUCCGUGGUGCUGACCUCGCACAGCAUGGAGGAGUGCGAGGCGCUGUGCACGCGGCUGGCCAAUGGUGAACGGGCGGCUGCGCUGUCUGGGCAGCAUCCAGCACCUGAAGAACCGGUUCGGGGACGGCUACAUGAUCACCGUGAGGACCAAGAGCAGCCACAACGUGAAGGACGUGGUGCGGUUCUUCAACCGGAACUUCCCCGAGGCUGUGCUCAAGGAGCGGCACCACACCAAGGUGCAGUACCAGCUGAAGUCGGAGCGCAUCUCGCUGGCCCAGGUGUUCAGCAAGAUGGAGCAGGUGGUGGGCGUGCUGGGCAUCGAGGACUACUCGGUCAGCCAGACCACGCUGGACAACGUGUUCGUGAACUUUGCCAAGAAGCAGAGCGACAACCUGGAGCAGCAGGAGACGGAGCUGCCCUCGGCCCUGCAGUCCCCGCUGGGCCGCCUGCUCAGCCUGUUCCGGCGCCGGCCCGCCCCCACCGAGCUGCGGGCGCUGAUGGCCGACGAGUCCGAGGACCUGGACACGGAGGACGAGGGCCUCAUCAGCUUCGAGGAGGAGCGGGCCCAGCUCUCCUUCAACACGGACACGCUCUGCUGACCACCAGGCACGGCUCAGUUCCCCCCGGAGGGGUGGAACUCGGGGGACAGAGCUGGCCCGGUGCCCGCCCAGCAGGCCCUGGAGGGGGAGGUCCAGGACCAAGGGCUCCAGCCCCUGCCCCGGGCCAGGGCCGCCCUCCCCGCAUUGUGCCAAAGGCCGCCCGGCCGGCUGACACCCUCCCCCCCUCUGCCUUAAGCCUCAGCCUCGGCCGGAGCCCAGCUCUACCCGCCCAGCUCGCCCCCCACCCCCCACCCCGGGGCCACCGGGGUGACGCUGCCGGGUGUGCCCGCCCCUCCUGGACCCCCUUCUCUCUGACGACCCGGGCCUGGGCCGGAACUCAGGGGCUGCAUCCCGGCCCCGGGCACCCACCUGCUGGGGUUCUGGAAGGGGCGCCAGGACCUGCUUUCGUGCUGGGGGUCCCCCCUGUGGGCCGGGCAGGGGCUGCUGGAGGCAGCAGGCUGGGUACCAGGGAUGGCGAGGCCGGCCCCAAUGGCCAGGAGAGGACAGGGGCCCCGCCUGCCCCCGGCUGUCACUGCUCCCCACCCAGCCGCCGCCUGCCGCCUGCAGCUGGAGCUGUAUGCAGCGCACAGAUGUUUGUUUUAAGUAAAUAAACAGAAAAGGCCA
Pipistrellus kuhlii (Kuhl's pipistrelle) is the source of this 1816-nucleotide messenger RNA. Its product is annotated as collagen alpha-1(I) chain-like. Gene Ontology annotation, molecular function: lipid carrier activity; ABC-type transporter activity; ATP hydrolysis activity. Lineage: Eukaryota; Metazoa; Chordata; Mammalia; Chiroptera; Vespertilionidae. Gene Ontology annotation, cellular component: intracellular membrane-bounded organelle; membrane. Gene Ontology annotation, biological process: transmembrane transport; lipid transport. The record is from RefSeq and is a predicted model, not a curated record.